Zasmidium cellare ATCC 36951 is the source of this 2286-nucleotide messenger RNA. RefSeq names its product glycosyltransferase family 66 protein. Gene Ontology annotation, molecular function: dolichyl-diphosphooligosaccharide-protein glycotransferase activity. The transcript has 5 exons. Gene Ontology annotation, cellular component: membrane. Bases 1 to 2286 code for a protein of 761 amino acids. The record is from RefSeq and is a predicted model, not a curated record. NCBI's taxonomy places the organism in Eukaryota, Fungi, Ascomycota, Dothideomycetes, Mycosphaerellales, Mycosphaerellaceae. Gene Ontology annotation, biological process: post-translational protein modification.
AUGGCCGUCGACACCGCCGUCCCCGGCGCCGACUUCUUCUUCAAGGGCGAGAGCGGCCGCAACACGCGAGGCCUGCUCCGUCUGCUCAUCCUCGUCACCAUUGCGGCCGCCGCCAUUGCUGCUCGACUCUUCUCCGUCAUUCGUUUCGAGAGCAUUAUCCACGAGUUCGAUCCAUGGUUCAACUUUCGAGCCACGAAGUACCUCGUGAACCACGGCUUCUACAAGUUUUGGGAUUGGUUCGAUGACCGAACAUGGCAUCCUCUGGGCCGUGUCACCGGUGGCACGCUCUACCCAGGCCUCAUGGUCACGUCCGGCGUCAUCUACCAUCUCCUCCGAUUCUUGACCCUCCCUGUCGACAUUCGAAACAUUUGCGUCCUGCUUGCCCCAGCCUUCUCAGGCCUGACCGCUUGGGCGUCCUACCUCCUCACCUCCGAGAUGAGUGACAGUCCAUCCGCCGGUCUGCUCGCCGCUGCGUUCAUGGGAAUUACUCCUGGAUACAUCAGCAGAAGUGUUGCAGGUUCAUACGACAACGAGGCCAUUGCCAUCUUCCUACUUGUCUUCACCUUCUUUCUCUGGAUCAAGGCUGUGAAGCAGGGCAGCAUCAUGUGGGGAGCUCUAUGCGCUCUCUUCUACGGAUACAUGGUCAGCGCUUGGGGAGGAUACGUCUUCAUUACAAACUUGCUGCCCCUGCACGCCUUCGUGCUGAUCUGCAUGGGGCGGUUCAGCGCGCGUCUCUACGUCGCAUACACCACCUGGUAUGCUCUGGGAACGUUAGCGAGCAUGCAGAUCCCAUUCGUUGGAUUCCUGCCCAUCAGGAACAGCGACCACAUGUCCGCUUUGGGUGUAUUCGGCCUUAUGCAGCUGGUCGGUUUUGCGGAGUACAUCCGUCACCAGCUCCCAUCAAAGCAAUUCCAGACCCUCUUGCGGGCGAUGGUGCUCGUCGUUUUCGGUCUCGCGUUCGGAGGGCUUGUUCUGCUGACCGUGUCUGGCGUCGUCGCGCCCUGGAGUGGACGCUUCUACUCACUGUGGGACACGGGCUACGCCAAGAUCCACAUUCCCAUCAUCGCGUCGGUGUCGGAACAUCAACCUACUGCCUGGCCCGCCUUCUUCUUCGACCUGAACAUGCUCAUCUGGCUGUUCCCGGCGGGGGUCUACAUGUGCUUCCGCAACCUGAAGGAUGAACAGGUCUUCAUCGUGAUCUACGCCGUUCUGGCCAGCUACUUUGCUGGCGUUAUGGUUCGCUUGAUGUUGACGUUGACGCCAAUCGUUUGUGUUGCGGCUGCCAUGGCGCUCAGCCAGAUCCUCGACCAGUUCCUUGUCGCAUCGCAACCAUCUGAGCCGACUGAAUCGACGAGGGCCAACGGUAAUGCGAAUGGCAACGCAGAUAUCAAGGACAAGCUUGCCGCAGCGAUCCCAGAAUCGCUUCGAUCUACCAAGGCGCCUCUUGUCGGUAUCUACAGCUACCUGUCCAAGUCCGUUAUCACCGGCGCUGUCACGACAUACCUAUUGCUCUUCGUGCUGCACUGCACUUGGGUCACCUCCAACGCCUACUCAUCGCCUUCAGUGGUCCUUGCGUCGAGACUGCCAGAUGGCAGCCAACACAUCAUCGACGACUACCGCGAGGCCUACUAUUGGCUGCGACAGAACACUCAUUCGGACGCCAAGGUCAUGAGUUGGUGGGACUAUGGCUACCAGAUUGGUGGUAUGGCUGAUAGGCCCACUCUCGUCGACAACAACACCUGGAACAAUACGCACAUCGCCACUGUCGGCAAGGCCAUGUCCAGCCGAGAGGAAGUGUCAUAUCCUAUCAUGAAACAGCACGAAGUAGACUAUGUGUUGGUUGUAUUCGGCGGUCUCCUUGGGUACUCUGGUGAUGAUAUUAACAAGUUCUUGUGGAUGGUCAGAAUUGCUGAGGGCAUCUGGCCCGAUGAGGUGAAGGAGCGUGACUUUUUCACCGCUCGCGGCGAAUACCGCGUCGAUGACGAGGCCACGCCAACCAUGCGCAACUCGCUCAUGUACAAGAUGAGCUACUACAACUACAACUCGCUCUUCCCUGCAGGCCAAGCCACUGACAGAGUUCGUGGCUCCAAGUUGCCAGCUCAGGGACCAGAAUUGUCUACCCUUGAGGAGGCUUUCACAAGCGAGAAUUGGAUCAUCAGAAUUUACAAGGUCAAGGACUUUGACAACCUUGGUCGAAGCCACCAAGAAGCGGUCGGCUUUGAAAAGGGGAACAAGAGGAAGAAGGCCGGGAAGAGGAGAGGCCCAAGAACACUCCGUGUUGACUGA